AUGAAUUUCCAAAGCGACAUCUCUGCUCUGAAUCAAGACAUCAUAGUUGAGCGGCUACUUCGUAGCCAUGAUCCAGACGGUCGAUGGGUUGAUUCCGAUAUGCUGCUUCAAGACGUCGAAACUAUCUUGAGCCCUCUGGAAAAUGAUAUUUCUAAGCCGCUUUUGACAGAGAAUUGUAUGACCAACUUUGAAGUUUUUGAAUCAAAGGAAACAAUACCAUACGCCAUCUCCAGAAUCUCCGUUCAGAUGCUUUGUCCAUGCAAGGGAGAAAAUGAGAUCCAGGAAAGAACAAUGGUUUUAUUUGAUCUUCUGAAAAAAUACAGAUGGGAUGCAAAAGCUUUUUUAGUACUAGGAGCCCUUGCUGCAGCAUAUGGAGGACUAUUGCUACCAGUUCAUCUAGCCUUCAGUGAUCCCAUCGCAGCAUCAAUUGCAACACUCAACCAAUUGCCAAUUGAGAAAACCAAGUUCAGACCAUGGUUAAACUCUCUAAUCCUGCUUGUUAAAGCUAUGGUGGACGUAACCAAAUGCAUCACUGAGUUUGAAAAACUUCCAUUUAAACAAGCGAGACUAGACAACGACAUUGUGGGAGAAACCAUGUCUAACAUCUGUUUGGCUACUUACCAUGUUGUCAAAAGUGCACUUGCAUGCCUGCAGCAGAUUCAUUAUUUCAAGCAAACCCAGCAGGCAACAGAACCAAGGAGAGCAGCAGGGGAACUUUCUAGUUUGGGAUAUCAAUUGCGCAACAUGCAUAUCCACCUCAAUAAGCAGGUAGAAGAAUGCGGUUUACAAAUAGAGGGAGAAAUCUAUCAAAAACUUAGAAACAUUAACACUGAGACUCAUGAAGACAACCAAGAGGUACUCCAACUACUUUUUUCUCUACAAGAUGAUGUGGUACUUCAACAAUACUCCAGACAGAUAAGUAUAACUGAGCUGAAAGAAAAGGUAAUAUUGCUGCUAUUAUCAAAGCCAGAACUCUUACCCAUAGAGCCAUUUCACUUCCUGCUUCAACAGUUAUAUGAUCGUCCAUCCAACACCAACACAGAGCAAAACUAUGAAAUCUUAUGGAUUCCAAUACCAACAUCCCAAAAAUGGACAGACGAAGAGAAGAAAACCUUCAAUUUCUUUUCCAAUUCACUUCCAUGGAUCUCAGUAAGGCGCCCAUGGUUGAUGAGCUCCACAGUACUGAGAUUUUUUAGAACAGAAUGGCCGUAUAGAGAUGGUGAGACGAUGGUGGUGGUCAUGGAUCCUAAUGGGAAGGUUGUGAACAUGAAUGUCAUGGAUAUGGUAUUGAUUUGGGGUGUUAGGGCUUAUCCAUUUUCAAUUUCCAGAGAAGAUAAGCUUUGGGAAGAAGAUGGAUGGUCCUUGCAGCUCUUGCUUGAUGGCAUUCAUCCUGUGAAAGAAGGCAGAGAAAUCUGCAUAUUCGGAAGCGACAAUUUGGAUUGGAUAGACGAAAUUACGUCACUAUCACGGAAACUUCAAAAUCACAGAUUCAAGUUUGAGCUGAUUUACCUCAGCAAACGCACAAUAACCUUUGCAUCAGCCAUGGAAGAGAGCUUCAUCCUGUUCAGUCCAGAUAUACAACAACUCUUCAGGCUCCGAUUAGAAAGCAUCAAACGAUCUAAACUCAAGCGAAUUGAAUCAUCGAAGCCCGAUCGCGUGUUUGAAGAAGUCACCCAACUACUUGACUUCGAUUACAGUAAACACAAGGGUUGGGCCGUCAUCGGAAAGGGAUCAGCGGCUGGGACGGAGAAAAUCGUCGGAGAGAAUCUGACGAAGAGGAUGAGGCGGAUCCUGCGGUGGGGAGAGUACGCUUCGGCUGGUUUCACGGAGGCGAUUCAAAUCGCGGAGGAGAAGCCGUGUGAACAGAGUCACACGGUGGUGGUUCUGUUUGAGGAAGGUUCGUUGACGAUGAAAGUUGUCACGUGCGAGAAAUGCAAAAGGCCCAUGAAGAAGUUUGUCGCCUAUCAGUAA
This is a messenger RNA of Eutrema salsugineum, 1971 nucleotides long. RefSeq names its product protein SIEVE ELEMENT OCCLUSION C. Lineage: Eukaryota; Viridiplantae; Streptophyta; Magnoliopsida; Brassicales; Brassicaceae. The record is from RefSeq and is a predicted model, not a curated record. Gene Ontology annotation, biological process: phloem development.